UCCAUGACUUUCUCAUUUCAUCUCUCUCUGUCUGUCUCUCUCUCUCACAUUUUCUCACCAUCUCCUUCCUUCUUCCUUCACUCAGGGGAAGUCAGUUUCUGACAGAGAUGGUGCAGUCAAAGAAGUUCAGAGGUGUCAGACAGCGUCAUUGGGGCUCUUGGGUCUCUGAGAUCCGCCAUCCUUUAUUGAAAAGAAGGGUGUGGCUAGGGACGUUCGAUACUGCAGAAGAAGCAGCACGAGCUUAUGAUGAAGCAGCCAUUUUGAUGAGCGGAAGAAACGCCAAAACAAACUUCCCAGUGGCCCCCAAUAAUCAAAAUUACCAUUCUUCUUCGUCGUCGUCGUCUUCUUCCUCAUCAUUUUCUGAAGCUCUCAGUGCAAAGCUUCGGAAGUGCUGUAAAUCGCCUUCGCCAUCUCUGACUUGCUUGAGGUUGGACACAGAGAACUGUCACAUCGGAGUGUGGCAGAAGCGAGCAGGGCCUCGAUCUGACUCCAACUGGGUCAUGAUGGUAGAGCUGGAAAGGAAGAAACUUGGAGGUUCAGAGGAGGCGACGUCGGAGGAGGAGUCGCCGGCGCUGGAGAUAACGGAGGAGAAGGUGAAACCAGAAGAAGAGAACAGCGAGCUGGACGAGGAGCAGAAGAUGGCGUUGCAGAUGAUAGAAGAACUCCUUAAUGGGAACUGAAAUGAAGGCUCUGUUUUUCUUUGAUCCAUCAUCGUCAUCGUCGGCAUGUGGGGCUCCACAAGUCAACUUCACAUAAUUAAUCUUUUUCAUUUUUAUGGGACUCGCAACCUCGUGCUUUCAUUUUCAUAUAAUCAAAGUGCUUCUCUUCUGUUUUAUAAUAAUUUUUAUUUUUUGAAAAAUUAAUCUGAUGGCAAAUAUUUAAGGUUGUCAUGUGACUUUGUAAGUGCUGUGUCUUUUGUUCGUUUCCCUUAGUUUGGAGAAUGUAAAAUUUUCUUGUAUCAAGAUUUAUUAGUGUGUAAUGGAUAUAUCUCACAUGUUUGAGUA
Molecule: messenger RNA, 1004 nt
Organism: Prosopis cineraria
Lineage: Eukaryota; Viridiplantae; Streptophyta; Magnoliopsida; Fabales; Fabaceae
Product: ethylene-responsive transcription factor WIN1
Exons: 2
Coding region: 108-680 (190 amino acids)
Biological process (GO): regulation of DNA-templated transcription
Molecular function (GO): DNA binding; DNA-binding transcription factor activity
Source: RefSeq, a predicted model, not a curated record